AUGCCGUUGCGACGCCUUUCCGUCUUGGCCGUACGCAUACUUCUUUUUCUCUCCUUUGUUAAGAAUAGCGAAGCCGAGGUAGGGGUCGUCUCCCCAGACGGAUUUUAUUUGAGGACGCACAGUACUUUUGGUCCGCAAUCAUGGACCCUUACGGGGGAGGGCUGCCGAGUAGGCAAGGCCGCGAACUUGGUUGUGACCCCGUUGGGGGGUUCCACCGCUGAUGGAGGGGAAGCAUUGGACACUCAGAGGGUUGGGCCAUUGCUGUGCUCGUGGCUUUCAAUGAUGGAGAAGGCUCACAACGAAAUGCGGGCAGCGUGGCAGAAUGAGCACAAGCGCAGAAAGGCUAAGGUGCCAUUCUGGAAUAUAUAUAGGAGGUUCGUGAUGUGGUAUCGAAGCUUUCCGGCGCUCGAAUUCCAUGUUGAAGUUCGUUAUCUUGCCUUGUGGAACAAGGAUAGAUUUGGCCAUCCAAUGCCAUGGGCCACCGCAGUAUUUGGGUACAAAUGCCCAAAAGGCGACGUAGGCUAUGGGCUGUUUGACCAUCUUUGCGGCUCAGUAUUCUCUCACGGGAGAGACCCCCGCGUGGGCUCGGAGGUGCACCUUCUUCUCCAGCCGCGUCUUGGCUUCAAUCGGCCACUAGAGGUUCAGGCAAGCAAUUGGCAAUAUAUUUCAGGCGCCCUUGCAGGCCUCCGUGGUGGGAGAACAAAAGAUCAACAGGAUCGCGACGAGAGGUUUAUUUGGCCUGUCUCUGUUUACACCAGAACGAAGUCCAUCAUGACAAUAUCUGGGAAGAUCGACGAUUGCUGGAUGAAUGAUGGCUACUGCUACUUCAAGUGGUUGCUACGCGUGGAAUGGAGUAUUUUCGGGGAAACGGUCUGUGAGCGACUGCAGCGGGAUGCCAAUGCCGGCGUCGGUGGAGCAUUUAAGGCGGCAGCCUUGGAAACCGUACAAGUGAACGUAACAGGAAUGGAUCUCUUUAAUUUCACCAGGCCAGUGCUUUUUGGAGCCUUAGAGGAGGGAUUGCUUCUGCCUGAUUCAGGGAGCGGUUUCGUGUCAAUGGCGAUUGACACUAACCCGCACAACCUUGCAAAUUUCAAAAGAGCGAAAUCUACGUCGCGUAACGUACGAGCGGCAGGGCUUGUGCUUAAAGGCAUGAGCGAGCUUUUCAACAUGGGAACGAAAGAUACCUGA
Eimeria acervulina is the source of this 1188-nucleotide messenger RNA. RefSeq lists its product as hypothetical. The coding region runs from base 1 to 1188 and encodes 395 amino acids. The transcript has 2 exons. NCBI's taxonomy places the organism in Eukaryota, Apicomplexa, Conoidasida, Eucoccidiorida, Eimeriidae. The record is from RefSeq and is a predicted model, not a curated record.